CAGGUAUUAUUAUUAUAAAAAAAUUAUCUGAAGCGCAGUGUGGGCGAGGUGAGUGACGAAAACGACAUCGUUUUGAGUUACAUCUCUGUUAUCGAAAUUGAGCGGUACCAACUACCAACAAGCUUCUCUCUUGUUCGUGCCAUUGCUACUCUCACUCGCCUCAUCGUUUCUCCACUUUUCGGACUAAUCGAAUGUGGAACUUUGCAUCAAAUUGUAUUGCUGGAAAUGUGGGACUGAAAAAUGAUUCUCCAAACCCAACUCAUUCUGCUUCAGAAUGUUCUGAUGAUGAGACCUCUGUCGUAGGAAGAGAGGAAGGGCUUGAAUGCCCGGUAUGCUGGGAAUCUUUCAAUAUCGUUGAAAAUGUGCCGUAUGUUUUAUGGUGUGGUCAUACCCUCUGUAAAAACUGUAUCUUGGGACUUCAAUGGGCUGUUGUGAAAUUUCCAACCCUGCCGGUUCAACUUCCACUUUUCAUCUCCUGCCCAUGGUGCAACCUUCUAUCAUUCCGUUUAGUUUAUCGGGGAAACCUUAAAUUCCCACGCAAGAACUACUUUCUUCUUUGGAUGGUUGAGGGCAUGAAUGGUGAUCGAGUAAAGUCACAUUCAACUUUCUGUGCGGAUAAUCAACAACAAUGUCAAAGCAAAGGCAAUUUAACCUUAGGAGGCCAAGUAAACCAUGGCAACCAUCAGAGGGGACAAGUUCACCAUUCAGAUACAUCGAGCUCCAGCCAGCAUCGCAGUAACACCGGUAGUCACCUCGAUAUGGAAAGAGUGAAUAUAUCUAUUCGAAAGUCGCUGAUUUUCUUUGUCCAGUUGACAGCUAAGUUCCCAUUGAUCCUUAUAUUUCUUUUGAUUGUCUUGUAUGCAAUACCAGCCAGUGCAGCUAUUUUGGCUCUGUAUAUACUUGUUACAAUUCUCUUUGCUCUCCCAUCAUUUCUCAUCUUGUACUUCUCAUAUCCUAGUUUAGAUUGGCUUAUCAGGGAAAUAGUUGCCUGAGAUCAUAAGCUAGUUUAUGCUCAAACUUUGCAAGUAUUAAGACUUCUAAUUUUCUUUCCAUGAUUAGCCGGCUCCUGCUUUAGUCCUUUACAAGUUGUGUCAAUUCUCUUCCAACAUACAGCAAGCACUGAAUUUUAUAUAGAUACUGGGUCUCGAUUUCAGCUCUCGUAGAGCUUGGCUGGUUGGUAUGUUCAAAGUCAGUUUCUCAGGCAUUAAUAUUGUUGAUGUCAACCAAGGCUGUGGAAUCGGGCGACGGCAAUAAUGCUCGUGUCAUUUUGCUGGAGGCAAAUAUUUGUUUGGCUUAAUUCCACUUUCACUUGGGGGACAAUCACAGUAAACUACAUUUAUCAAUGUCAUGUUUUGUAUGGUAUGAAUGUUUCUUUAAAUAUAGCUUAUACUUCUAUGUUUGUAACUUUGUAAAAUGUAUAUAACGAUUGUGUUGUUCGUCUGGCCACAUUUGAAGGACUAUCUGCUUAAUUUCAAAGUUGAUUCAUUCCA
Molecule: messenger RNA, 1490 nt
Organism: Cicer arietinum (chickpea)
Lineage: Eukaryota; Viridiplantae; Streptophyta; Magnoliopsida; Fabales; Fabaceae
Source: RefSeq, a predicted model, not a curated record